AUGGCUACUGUGUAUUUUGGUAAUUUAGAAACUGUUCCUUAUACUAAGCGAAAGCAUUUCGUGCUCUUGUCUAAAGAAAUGGAGAAAAAGUUAGGGGAGUCCCAAUUUGAGCAAUUGAAAUCUGGGUUUAAAGGUAAGAUAUUGCCUGCAAUACACCCUGAAAGCGUUAGAGUUCGACUGAUUGCCAAGAAUAUUAUCGAUUCAUUGCAGAGAGGGUUGAGCCAUGAUCAGAUAUGGCGUGAUUUGGAGUAUGCAUCGCCUGAGAGUUCACUCGAACAUGAUGCAACGGCGACAUUGGGUGGGAGGGAAGAAGAUUUGGGCAUCACUUGGUCUCGUGAAGAUGAGAUUCUUGAUGAUAAAUGGGUUCAACAAAGCAGGAAGGAAAGUCGAGAGAAAGGGUCGAGCUCGAAGCCGACUACUAAUCAUUUGGAAGGAUUGAAUUGGGAAGUUUUGGUCAUCAAUCAGCCUGAUGUUAACGCUAUGUGUUUGCCUGGUGGGAAGAUUGUGGUCUUCACAGGGUUGCUUGAGCAUUUCCGAACUGAUUUCGAGAUAGCUACCAUACUUGGACAUGAGGUUGCACAUGCAGUGGCUCGACAUAUAGCUGAAACAGUAACAAAGAAUCUGUGGUUUGCCAUUCUGCAAUUGAUACUCUAUCAGUUCAUUAUGCCUGAUCUGGUCAACACAAUGUCAGCACUUUUCUUUAGACUCCCCUUCUCUCGGAGGAUGGAACUUGAAGCAGAUUACAUUGGACUGUUGUUGCUCGCAUCUGCCGGCUAUGAUCCUCGGAUUGCUCCCAAAGUGUUUGAGAAAGUAGCUAAGGUUGCAAAGGAAUCAACACUGCAAGAUUAUCUCUCGACACAUCCUUCUGGAAAGAAAAGAGCUCAGUUGCUGGCUCAAGCUCAAGUAAUGGAAGAAGCACUCGUGAUUUACCGAGACGUAGUCGCAGGACGUGGUGUUGAGGGCUUUCUUUAGGAUCACACCACGCCUCCGAUACGCUUCUCUCAGACCACACACCCUGAAAGCUAGACCAGGCCAUGGUUUAAGAGCUUAAUAACUUCAACUUGUUACCUGCGUUCACCAUUUUUCCAAUUUUUGCUGGCUUUAUUUCUGAUCAAUGCUUUCAUGUCAUGCGGAUUUGGUUUCUUCUGGGUUAAGUUUGCUUUUGACCAUGCCUUCUCCGGCAAGUGUAAAUAAAAUUGCAAACAUGACAAUGUUGUUUCUUU
Hibiscus syriacus is the source of this 1223-nucleotide messenger RNA. RefSeq lists its product as uncharacterized. Gene Ontology annotation, cellular component: membrane. Gene Ontology annotation, molecular function: metalloendopeptidase activity. The record is from RefSeq and is a predicted model, not a curated record. The transcript is spliced from 3 exons. Lineage: Eukaryota; Viridiplantae; Streptophyta; Magnoliopsida; Malvales; Malvaceae. The coding region runs from base 1 to 972 and encodes 323 amino acids.